Molecule: messenger RNA, 732 nt
Organism: Ostrinia nubilalis (European corn borer)
Lineage: Eukaryota; Metazoa; Arthropoda; Insecta; Lepidoptera; Crambidae
Product: cuticle protein 8-like
Exons: 2
Coding region: 17-667 (216 amino acids)
Cellular component (GO): extracellular matrix
Source: RefSeq, a predicted model, not a curated record
CUCAUUCAACAACAACAUGGCAGCUAAAUUGUUCGUGGUCCUGUCCCUGGCCGUGGCGGCGUCGGCCGUGCCGCUGGUGCCGGUGGCGAAGGUGGCGUACGCGGAGGUGGAGGCGCCCGCGCACUACGAGUUCCAGUACUCGGUGCACGACGAGCACAGCGGAGACAUCAAGCAGCAGCAGGAGGCGCGCGCCGGCGACGCCGUGCACGGCUCCUACUCGCUGCUGCAGCCCGACGGCCUGACGCGCGUCGUCGACUACUCCGCCGACAAGGAGCACGGCUUCAACGCCGUCGUGCGCUACGAGGGCCACCCCGCGCCCGCGCCCGCGCACCCCGUCAAGCUCGCCUACGCCGCCCCCGUCGCUAAGGUCGCCUACUCCGCCCCUGUCGCCUACGCCGCCCCCGUCGCCAAGGUUGCCUACGCCGCCCCUGUAGCCAAGGUCGCCUACUCCGCCCCUGUCUCCUACGCCGCCCCCGUCGCCAAGGUUGCCUACGCCGCCCCUGUAGCCAAGGUCGCCUACUCCGCUCCCGUGGCCUACGCCGCCCCCGUUGCCAAGGUCGCCUACUCCGCCCCUGUCUCCUACGCCGCCCCCAUCGCCAAGGUCGCUUACAGCGCCCCCCUUGGCCACGUUACAUUCUCAUCUCCCGCCGUGUCCUACCACCACUAAGUUAUAAGUGUUGAUGUUGUUAUUUAUUGAAAUGGCUAGAUGAUAAUAAAUUAUUUUCAAAUUAA